This is a messenger RNA of Helianthus annuus (common sunflower), 1200 nucleotides long. RefSeq names its product ER membrane protein complex subunit 10. The transcript is spliced from 8 exons. Lineage: Eukaryota; Viridiplantae; Streptophyta; Magnoliopsida; Asterales; Asteraceae. The record is from RefSeq and is a predicted model, not a curated record. Bases 117 to 995 code for a protein of 292 amino acids.
UUGGUUCCCACGCCCCAAACCCCCAGCGGUCUAAUACCCAAACACCCCCAUAGAAGAGGAGAACAGAACAGAGCAGAACAGCGACUUGAUCUGCAAACCUCCUCCAGUUUCCCACGAUGAAACCCUGGAUCCUCCUACUGCUACUCAGCCUCUCGAUUUCAUCGAAUCUAGCCUUCCAAUCCGACGAACUUCUCAUCACCGACGAUGAAGAAUUCGGUCUAGAAGGCGGCCGUCCAUCAUCACCGUCACCUCAGAUCCCAUCUCGUUCUACCAGAAAGCGGUCAUCAGAUUCUGAAUCGGACUCUAGAGUCCAAUUCGCACUCGAACACGCCUUCGGAGACUCCUCCGAGUUCUCCGUCGCCGGCACUUUCACUGCUCGUCUUAAAACCUCCCCUCAUGGUGGUCAGACUCUUACAAAGCUUCGGUUCUCAAGGAAUGAUCUUACUUCAACAGAGAAGGAGAAGUUUAAGAAACUACUGGAAAACGACGACUACUACAAAAUAAGGUUACCGUCUGACGUGUUAAAUGCUCCUGGAAGGGACUAUGUUAUAUCCUCAGUGAAGGCAAGAUGUCUCCCAAGCAAUGGACUGGAUGAGCAUAUUCUUAUACACAUGGAGGGUGUUAAUGUUUUGGCUGUCAACUAUGGUGCUCCAGGGGCCUGCCAGUAUCCUCGUCAACUAAAACUUCCUACAAAAUGGUCCUUCAACUCCCACACAGUUCUAAAACACAGCGAGCUGGCACCAAGGACUCCAAUAUUUUCUGAAGAUAUUGGUGGUGGUGAGAUUGGAGACGAUGAAGGUGUAAAGCCAAUGGUGGAGAGGUCCUUUUGGGCUAAAUAUUGGAUGUACUUGGUCCCUCUUGGACUCAUUGUGAUGAAUGCUGUCACCCAAGGCUUGAAUAUGCCUGAAGAACAGGCCAGCGGUCAAACUGGUCAAACACAACAGGCGGUUGGUGCAGCCCCGCGGGGCCAGGGUGCGGCUGUAAGGAGACGGUGAGAAUAAUGGUUAGAGUCCACCUUUUAAAUCAUUUUCUUGAAAUGAUUGAAGUUACGUUGAGGUUAAUUUCAUGUACAAUUAAUAUUAUUGUUAGAUUUGAGAUUUCCUUCAUAGUGACAUGUUAAUCUCCAUAUAUUUGAGACUUUUUCUUCCAUUCAUGUUUAAGCGGAUCAGUCUUAGUUGGAUCCGCAAUCUUUGCCCGUUA